Messenger RNA from Trichobilharzia szidati, 4128 nucleotides. Lineage: Eukaryota; Metazoa; Platyhelminthes; Trematoda; Strigeidida; Schistosomatidae. The record is from the annotation of a GenBank genome assembly.
UGAAAAUGGUAAUAAAGAAGUGAAUAUUAUUAUAGGAAAGCAUUCAAAUGGAAAAUAAAUAAUGUUUCGUUAUUCUUGCAAUACUUGAUCAUAUUCCCAUGAAGCAGACGUUGUCUCUCCUGGAGAUUAAUGCUAGUUUUGUUAAUAACUAUUACUUGUAUGAUCGUUAUAUGCAGAUACUUGAUUGUGAAGAGAAUUUAGUCUAAGCAAGCACCAAGAAUGUUGUUUCAAGUAAUGUCGUCACUGGAAAUUACACACACUUUGUAAGCCAAUGAAUGCUAAGUUCAGUUUUCCUGUAUUUAUGGACACAUGCAAUCAUUACAUUCAUAAAAGUCGAAAACUAGAUAAAAAGACACCUGAUAUUCAAACAAAAGAUCCCGCUGACAUGGAGAUGAAACAUCAUCAUUCAGCGUAUAAUGUAAAAGAUCAUGGAUCUAGUAGUAUGAUUCAUGACGAUACAAUUCAUCAUGUACAGAGUAUACCAUGGGAAUCUGCUAACAGUGAUACAAGAGUGGAUCCUUAUCUUUGUGAUUUAGAUUUAGAAUUAUGCAAUCGAUCGAAUUAUGUGGAUAUUUAUAAUCCUAAUAGUAGUUCCGAUUACAAUAAAUUAUCAAGUAAUACCUCAGUGGAAUAUAAACAGUAUCUUGUACCACCACAACCUCAGGAAUGUACACAACGACGAACAUCACUGCAUGGUAAAACAAUCACUGUACGUAUCAGUCGUAAUGAAACUAGAUAUCGGAAGUUACAAGCAAAAAUUUAUAACUUUCUUGAAAGACCUAAAACAUGGCCAUCUGUGAUAUAUCAUGUAAUUGUAUUUGCUUCUGUAUUUGGAUGCCUUGUCCUAAGCGUGUUAUCCACUAUUCAUGAAUAUACAGAAUCGGCUGGAAGAAUUUUAUUAUAUAUGGAACUUGUAAUACUAUUUUGGUUUUUCGCUGAAUAUUGUUUACGUCUAUGGAGUGCUGGAUGUAGAUCCAGGUAUCAGACAUGGCGUGGAAGGUUGAAUUUUGCAAGAAGACCUUUUUGUAUAGUUGAUGUAAUUGUCAUAGUCGCCAGUGUAAUAGUCUUGGCUGUAGACAGCGACAGAAAUAUGUUUGCUGCUAGUGCACUUAGAGGAUUGAGAUUUUUUCAGAUUUUGCGUAUGAUACGUAUGGAUCGUAGAGGUGGAUCAUUUAAAUUGCUAGCAUCUGUUGUAUGGGCACACAGACAAGAAUUAUUCACAACUGUAUAUAUUGGAUUUUUAGGUCUGAUAUUCAGUUCAUUCUUAAUAUUUCUAGUGGAGAAAAAAGAGAAUGAGAAAAUUCGUACCUAUGCUGAUGCUUUAUGGUGGGGUGUAAUAACACUAUGCACAGUAGGUUAUGGUGAUAGUGUACCACAAUCUGGUUUGGGCAAAACUAUUGCAGGAUGUUCAUGUUUGGCUAUAAUAUCAUUCUAUGCAUUACCACCGAUAACUCUUUGUACAGUCGGUUACGGGGAUACAGUGCCUAAAACAUGGAUGGGGAAAAUUAUUGCAGCAUUUUGUGCAUUGGCUGGUAUCUCCUUUUUCGCCCUACCUGCUGGUAUACUAGGUAGUGGUUUCGCUCUCAAAGUACAGCAGCAUCAGCGACAAAAACACUUAAUUCGAAGAAGAGUUCCAGCGGCCACAUUAAUCCAAUGUCUAUGGAGGUGUUAUGCUGCUGAUCCGCAUUCAUCAUCUGCAGCAACAUGGAAAAUUCAUAUGAGACCUUUACGGAAGCCUGUUGGUUUAACAAAUUCUUAUUCCAUGAUUGAAAGGAGUGGAUUUUCUCGAUUCAGUCGUUUUUCAACAUUAAAACGGCGUUCAGAUAAGAUUCAUUCUGGUACAAAUACAGGCGGGAAUAACGCUGCACCGACUGUAUCCUCAGAUGAAACAAACACUGAUUUACCAAGAUCUGCACCUGCGAAACCUGAAGGUUUAGACGCCAUGUAUACAUUUAUAAGUGAUGAAGAGGCUGCAAAAAUGAAGCAUAUUCAACAAACUCUUGAUCAUGAGAAACCACAGAAUCCAGAUGGAAAGUUGGAGAAAGAAUCAGAUGAACUGCUGGCAACAUUUAGUCAAGCACAAAUAGGCAAUGUUCAAGCAAACGUUAUUGAUCCACUGUCAUCAGGUGACCGAGAAUACAUCGGUCUAUCAAAACAAAGACGUCAGUUAACAACGAAUGGACAGAAUUAUACUAAUCAACCUAUGCUUCAACAAGAAUCAGUCUUGUGUACCUCACGAGGUUCUGAAGUUAUUAUGCACCCGCUGACAGAAAAAGAAAAAGUUGCUGUUCGAGUUAUUCGUAAAUUAAGAUUUUUUGUUGCACGUAGAAAGUUUCGUGAGGCUCUUCGACCAUACGAUGUAAAAGAUGUGAUUGAACAAUAUUCAGCUGGACAUGUUGAUAUGUUGGCUCGUGUAAAGACACUUCAAGCAAGGUUGGAUCAAAUUUUAGGACGUCCUGGUUCAAAAAAUGAUGAUGUCUAUGACUCGCAUUUGUGUUUAGCUUCAAGAAUUGUGAAAAUUGAACAUAAGAUUGAUACAGUUGAAAUGAAACUUGACAGAUUGAUUAAUUUGUAUAAAGCUGAUCGUUUCAUAAAAUAUCAUGGUCAAAUGGGAAAUACUAGUGUCGUUGGUAAACGCCUACUCCGAGGUGGUGAGAAAAAUGUUCAAGAAAAAUACGUACAAUAUUCUGAUACACAAGAUAAAUCCUAUCAUGAACAAAAAUCUAUGAUGACUUCAGCAGCAGGUCAAAAGGUGCAAUUACUAGAAGAUGAUGGAUAUACAAUCCGUGACAAGCCAUAUAUUAGAUUUGCAAAUCAGCGAUUACCUAAGUCGGAAAGAAAUUCACGUAUCGUCAGCUCUCCACUCGCUUUAACCAAUGAAAGAUGGAGAAGUUUCGAGUAUGAAACACCUAACACUAGUGCAUAUCAUUAUAGUGAACCUAUGAGUAAAGAGUAUAAUGCGUCUCAUAGAAGUAGUCAUCCACACCCGAUGUCUUUAAAACCACAUUUCUCUUGCAGUACUGAUAAACUACCACCAACAUACAACAAGCAUACCUAUCCUCUCCAGUCUACAUCUUCAGGUAAUUUAAUACCAAGUGGACGAGUAAUGUCCACUUUUUCAGAAAGCUGUUUAGGCGCAGUUAUUGACGAUGCUGAUGAUGAUCAUGACGAUCGGCCUAAACAUCAAGAAGUUGUUAACAAGGCGUAUCACCAACAACCCUCAGAUGAACUUUACCUAGAUGAUUUACUCAAUACUUGUAAUCUUACAGAAAGUAUCAGUUCAAUUAAAAUACCAGAUCCAUAUGCAUCACCGUCUAAAUCAUGUUUACGUAGACAAGAUGAAAUUGUCUCUCCUACAGAUUGUCAAUUUAUUGAUGAUGAUGAAAAAAAGUCUUUAAUCAGCUCAUCGGAUAAUGUUCUUGUAGAUAGUGUAAAAAGUCCUCAAGAUGAGAAGGAUGUCAAUGAUGAUGAAAGAGCUAUUCGUAACAGUAUUUAACUUUUACUACAUUUUUAAAUUUGUAAUAAAUUUUUAAAUGAGUACAAAACGUUUACCAGUCUUAUUUUCAUUUUUGUACUAACUAACUAAGUAACUAACUCAAAUAACAUUACCUACUCUGAUUAUCUUAUUUCUUUUAUUUUUGUCGCAUAGAAUCAAAAUAUAGUUCUAUAAUGUUUUAAUUUUAGUGUGAAACAAAUUUUUGUCAGUAGUUUUUCCCCUUUUUUGUAAAAAAAACAACAUAGACACCAUUUUUUGUUAUAAUUUUGUAUUCUUGACUCUUCAUUGUCUUGUAGUCGUUUCACACUGUUUACCAAUCUGUAUGUAAAAAUUAUCUACGUCCACUGAAUCCUAACGACACUAAAAUGUCUUCCUCAAAAACAGUUUAAGAAACCUCAUCUGAACAUAAUUGUGCAGACUGUACACACAACACACUUCUUAUUCCUCAUUUCUUUUCACUUUAUCAAAAAGUAAAAGAAAAAUAAGAGACUAACUAUGGAACAGAUUCAUACCUGUAUUCUUCUUCUGCAUCUCCUUCUUCUUCUCCUUUUUUUCAUUUCACCAUGUUCUAUGAUAAAUAUUUUUUAGAUAAAUUCUAAAAGCAUGUAAAUAAACCCAUAGGAGUGUGAUUG